Messenger RNA from Chlamydomonas reinhardtii, 1296 nucleotides. RefSeq lists its product as uncharacterized. The record is from RefSeq and is a predicted model, not a curated record. Gene Ontology annotation, molecular function: iron ion binding; electron transfer activity; heme binding. The transcript is spliced from 5 exons. Lineage: Eukaryota; Viridiplantae; Chlorophyta; Chlorophyceae; Chlamydomonadales; Chlamydomonadaceae. Bases 44 to 553 code for a protein of 169 amino acids.
UUUAAUUUACAGUUAGUGCAUCCACUUGACCAAUUGACAGAACAUGGCUUGCCAACUCCGCACGCGCAUGGCCAAGGUGACCUCCGUGCAGCACGGCCCCCUGGCUGCGCCGCGCGUGCGGGGUGUGGCCGUGCGUGCAGACACGCCUCAGAACCUCACGCCCGCGGCGCCAACUCAGCCGGCGCAGCGGCAGGCCCCGGCGGCCGUCGCCAUCGCCGCUGCUGCAGCUAUACUUCUUGGUGCUUCGGCCCCUGUCCUGGCCGCUGAGGCGCCCGAGCUUUUCGCCAACAAGUGCGCAGGUUGCCACAUGAACGGCGGGAACAUUCUGGCAGUAGGCGCCACCCUUUUCUCCGAGGACCUCCAAAAGAACGGCGUGGACAGCCCUGAAGCUCUGUACAAGAUCAUCUACAGCGGCAAGGGCAAGAUGCCAGGCUUUGGCAAGGAGUGCGCGCCAAAGGGCGCCUGCACCUUCGGCGCCCGUCUGAGCGAUGAGGAGGUGACCAGCCUGGCGAGCUACGUGGCAGAGCGCGCCGCUGCGGGCUGGAAGUCGUGAUGCGCUCGGAGGAGCGCAGGAAGGGCGGGGAAGGAGGUAGCUGUGUGCCCCUCUGGUGAUGUUAUGGUCUAUGGUGGUGAGGGCGACGAAGAUGUGGGUUCGGGUGUAUGUAUACAUAUCGUAUGUCGCGGCUCGCCGCCCUGGUGCCUGAAGUUUGCAUCUGCACGCCUGCUGUGUGGCGGCUGCGGUCGCGGCGCACGCGGGUGUAUGGUGAGGUGAGUUAAUCACAGGCUCAGAGCUGUCUUGCGGGGCUAGGUUAUUAGGUUAACAGGAAGCUCGCUGUACGUAUUGGACGGAGCAUCUUCGGAUCUGUAGGACACGCAGGCAGGCUGCGGGGAUGGUCGGGACAAACAUGCGGGCGGGUACCUCGGAUGAAGAAUUGCCAUGAGAGCGCGUGGUGAGAGGAAUGGAUUGGCGGGGCUUUUCAGACGCUUGCAGUCAAGGGCAGUUUGACGGUGAGUGGCCAAGUGCGACGACGUGUGCUGGUGGGGGUGAGAGGAUGCAGCACGAAGUGAGUCGGCACGGCGUCUGGAGGUCUGGGAGGUCUGUGAAAUGCGUAAAUGCGAAUGCAAAUGCAGGUCUGCCGGGUGUCGAGGGCAUCUAAUCAAUGGCACGGUUGGCACCUCGGAUGGCACCACCUUAACCGAGCAGUGUGAACAUGGUAAUUAUAUUUGAACAUAUAGCACGCGUUGCCCAUGCACGGAACAGUCGUGGCGUCGCACGCGCGCUUCUCAAACCUUUGU